This is a messenger RNA of Pantherophis guttatus, 4302 nucleotides long. RefSeq names its product ribosomal protein S6 kinase A1 (gene RPS6KA1). Gene Ontology annotation, biological process: protein phosphorylation; intracellular signal transduction. NCBI's taxonomy places the organism in Eukaryota, Metazoa, Chordata, Lepidosauria, Squamata, Colubridae. Gene Ontology annotation, molecular function: magnesium ion binding; ATP binding; protein serine/threonine kinase activity. The record is from RefSeq and is a predicted model, not a curated record.
CAUACUUUGGAGCUAACUGAUGUACGAUAAGUAUUUUUUUUUUUUAAAGGUUAAACAUAUUUAUUGCUUUGUUCCUCCCAACCACCCGCCCAGUAACAGCUUAAUGGUGCCCUGUUCAGAUAGGAAAUCAUGACCCUUAAAUUGGCCCUUCUCCAUAAGUGAAGUUAUAAGAGCAAAUCUUUACACAGAAUGAGAGUGAUACACACUUUAAAUGCCUCGUCCUCACAUGACAUCAGAACCAUAUCAGCCUCCCAAGUUAGACCAGACAGGAAACACAACAAGAUGAACAAAUUCAAACUUAUUAUUAGAAUAUGAACAGAAACUUGCAAGCCUGAAAGUACAAAACUCCCACUGUCUCUCUUUACCACCUCGUUACUUAGGGUGUAUCCUUUCUUAAGUUUCUUUCUUGCCCAUUACUCAUUUGUCUGCUCCUCUUCCCUUUUAUCUGAUUAUUUCCUGGGCAGCUUUGUCUUCCUUCCAUCUUCCAAGGUCAUUCUCACAUUCCAUUACAAACUAAUAGCUGUCUUCACAGUUAUAGGUAGAAUCUGAACACUCUGGCAGGGAGCCUGGUGUAAGAUAAGUAUGGGAAGCCAAAAAAAUGACUUGUGUUCUCGGGGGCUCAGCAGAUAACAGGUGUGGGAUUAGCAGGAUAGGAAAAAAGCUGUUUGCCUGCAAGAACCAUCAGAGUCAUUUGGCAGAGGUAAACACACUUUAGGCUGUCAGCGCAUACAUACAUCUUUUUAAUAUCCCCCACUUUAGAAAAACCACAUAGAGUGGUAUCUCAGUACUUGUCCUUAAUUGGUUCCGGGAGGCACGUAGAGUACUAAAAAGGACGAGUACCAAACAAAUCAUGUGACUUGACAUGUGACCUUUUGUUUUGGUCAGGAAGGACUUCCUAUCUGCCCCUUUUCCGAUGUCAGCAACAUUUCCAGCAUGGCCGACUUCCUGUCCGCCCUCUGUGGCUGUCCCUCACUUCCUUUUACAGUGACCGUCCCAGCAUGGCUGACUUCUUGCCCACUCUCUGCCGUUGACCCCCCCAACUUCCUUUUGCAGUGCCUCAAGUACCAAACAAACAACAUUUUCACGUCAAAAUGCAUCGAGUACCAAAUUCGACGAGUUUCGAAGCAGCCUAGUACCCAGAAUGGACAGGCAGCUCCAGAGGAGAGAAAAGAGGCUUUGCCAAAGGCAAAGCGGGAGCCCACUUGGAUUGAGAGAGACAUGAAAACCCCAGAGAAGAAUGAAGGUUCUGUCCAAGAAUAUACAAUCACAUAUCUUGUGAAAGAAGGUUCCGAGAAGGCCGACCCGUCUCAGUUUGAGCUCCUUAAAGUUCUUGGACAAGGUUCCUUUGGCAAGGUCUUUCUUGUCAGAAAAAUCAGCCCGCCAGAUAACGGCCACCUCUACGCCAUGAAGGUCCUCAAGAAGGCAACUCUGAAAGUGCGUGAUCGUGUGAGGACCAAAAUGGAAAGAGAUAUUCUCGUUGAAGUAAACCACCCGUUCAUCGUGAAACUCCAUUAUGCUUUCCAAACAGAAGGUAAAGUGUACCUCAUCCUCGAUUUCCUCAGGGGAGGGGACCUCUUCAUGCGCCUUUCCAAAGAGGUGAUGUUCACAGAGGAAGAUGUGAAGUUCUACCUUGCAGAACUGGCGCUAGGACUCGGCCACUUGCAUCGUUUGGGAAUUGUGUACAGGGACCUCAAGCCAGAGAAUAUUCUCCUAGACGAUGAAGGACAUAUCAAACUUACAGACUUUGGUUUAAGCAAAGAAGCCAUUGACCACGAGAAGAAGGCCUACUCUUUCUGUGGAACCGUGGAGUACAUGGCGCCAGAAGUAGUAAAUCGCCAGGGCCACACCCAAAGCGCAGACUGGUGGUCCUAUGGAGUACUAAUGUUUGAGAUGCUGACGGGGGCUUUGCCGUUCCAAGGGAAGGACAGGAAGGAAACGAUGACGCUCAUUCUUAAAGCAAAGCUGGGCAUGCCCCAAUUUCUAAGCUGUGAAGCCCAAAGUCUUCUGCGAGCCCUUUUCAAGAGGAACCCAAUCAACAGGUUAGGAUCUGGCCCAGAUGGUGUUGAAGAAAUCAAACGUCACUCUUUCUACUCUACCAUUGACUGGAAUAAGCUUUUCCGUCGAGAAAUCAAGCCACCGUUCAAACCUGCUGUGGGCCGGCCGGAUGAUACCUUUUAUUUUGACAAAGAAUUUACCUCCCGCACACCCAAAGAUUCACCCGGAAUUCCACCUAGUGCAGGAGCCCAUCAGCUCUUCCGAGGAUUCAGCUUUGUGGCCACUGGACUGAUAGAGGAUGAGAAAGCUAAAUCACCACCUAUGCCUUUGCAUUCUGUAGUUCAGCAACUGCAUGGGAAGAAUCUCCAGUUUAAUGAUGGUUACUUGCUUAAAGAAGCCAUCGGUGUGGGCUCUUAUUCGGUAUGCAAGCGAUGUAUUCACAAGGCAACCAGCACAGAAUACGCAGCCAAGAUUAUUGAUAAGAGUAAGCGAGAUCCCUCCGAGGAAAUUGAGAUACUCCUACGGUACGGACAGCAUCCAAACAUCAUCACACUGAAGGACGUGUACGAUGAUGGCAAGCAUGUUUACCUGGUGACUGAACUAAUGAGAGGCGGGGAGCUGCUAGACAGGAUUCUCAAGCAGAAGUGUUUUUCAGAAAGAGAAGCAAGCUCCGUCCUGCACACGAUCUGCAAGACCGUGGAAUAUCUUCACUCCCAGGGGGUGGUCCAUAGAGACUUGAAACCUAGCAACAUCCUCUACGUAGAUGAGUCCAGCAACCCAGAAUGUAUUCGUAUUUGUGACUUUGGGUUUGCCAAGCAACUGAGGGCAGACAACGGGCUCCUCAUGACCCCUUGCUAUACUGCCAACUUCGUUGCUCCAGAGGUUUUGAAACGCCAAGGCUACGAUGAGGCCUGUGAUAUUUGGAGCUUAGGAAUCCUUCUGUACACAAUGCUAGCAGGGUAUACUCCGUUUGCAAAUGGGCCCAGUGAUACCCCUGAAGAGAUCCUUGUUCGGAUAGGCGGUGGAAAGUUUUCCCUCAAAGGAGGAAAUUGGAACACCGUUUCUGAUGCAGCCAGAGAUUUAGUAUCCAAGAUGCUCCAUGUUGAUCCGCAUCAGCGCUUGACUGCUAAACAGGUACUCCAACACCCGUGGAUAACCCAGAAGGACAAGUUGCCUCAGAGCCAAUUAAGUCACCAGGAUGUGCAGCUUGUAAAGGGUGCCAUGGCUGCCACAUACUCUGCACUGAACAACUCGAAGCCAAGCCCCCAACUGAAGCCUAUUGAAGCCUCUUUCUUGGCACAAAGGCGGGUUAAGAAGCUCCCAUCGACCACUCUGUGAUAUGGGAAUACAGGGUAAUUCUCCACCAUCCCAAGUUGUGACUCUGCACAAACUCCCCUGGUAUUUUCCAGGGGCACAGGAAAGUGUCACUCCACCAAGAAGUCCAUCAGGGCCAAGUGCCUUCAGAAAGAUUAGCUCUUGUUCUCCUCAUGGAUGUCUUUUUUUGUUGUUGUUGUGAUGUGUUGUUCUUAAAUGAACAGAGAGGCUAUUUAAAAAGGAAUCUAUGUAGAUGUAGGUAAGAAGAUGAACAUGCAAUAAUCUUCCCGCAAAACACCUCUACCUGCAAAUGGCCAUGCCUUAGACAAGUUGAGAACUCAGCAACUCAAACCUGGUAACAGCUGAAAGUGUGCUUUCACUGCUUCUCUCAUCAAGAUCACUCCAGUGGAGAUGUUUUUCUUUUUUUUUUUAAAAGGGCCCCUCAGUACAGACACACACUUUUUACAUGAUUUGUGAGUUCUCGUGUGCACACGCUGAGCUUCCUGCUCCUUAUCAUCCAAGCCAGGUGGCUGUUACUCAAGAUGGUUUUGAAGAACUCUUGACUCAUCUCUUCCCUCUUUCCCUUUUCAACAUCAUGUGAUUGAAGACUACUCCAUCCGACUGGUUGGAAUUGCAUACUUUUUCUAAAAUCCUCAAAUCCUGUGGACUCUUGAAAUCUAUGCCAGAUUGUAUCUAGCUUUUAAAUGUGUAAUGAGCCUGCAAGAAAAUGCUUUUUCAAUGGUGAAAAUGUCCAGAUUUUCUAGAUGGAGAAAGGGGAAGAGGGUUUCUGUUUGUUUGUUUGUUUGUUUAUCUGUUUGUUUUAAACUCUGCCAAACAGCACAAUCCAGCACCUCCAUGAUGCUAAGUGCAACCAAAAAAAGUCAUUAUUGCUCUUUUCCUUUUUUUUUUUUUUAAUUUAACUGAUUGUGUAGCUGGUAACUCAGGGUUUCUGUCUGAAUUUUGAAAUAAAACAUAUCAUGCAGCUUGAAGUUA